Astyanax mexicanus (Mexican tetra) is the source of this 1059-nucleotide messenger RNA. Its product is annotated as butyrophilin-like protein 2. Bases 223 to 1059 code for a protein of 278 amino acids. The transcript has 8 exons. The record is from RefSeq and is a predicted model, not a curated record. Lineage: Eukaryota; Metazoa; Chordata; Actinopteri; Characiformes; Acestrorhamphidae.
CUCCCUCACGGACCAGACUCUGGACCGGACAUCUCGAAUCGUCGCAUUUUCGUCGCAUUUUACAGUCUGUCUCAUUUUUUAUCCGGGUUUAAAUCGCUGAAAGGAAUCAGGUUGAGGAGCUGCAGGUUAUAAGUGAUUGAUUGAUUGGUUUAGUUUAGAUUUUAGAGAUUUUUUUCCUCUUAAAGACCGUAGAACAUCUCCCGUUAGGCUUCACAUAUCGUGAUGCUUGUUCUCUUAACGAUACUCAAUCUUCUCACUUCUUCAAAUGCAGUCACAUUCUUUUUGGUGGUUCCUGAUGGAUCAGUAUCAGGACAGCUGGGAUCUUCAGUUGUUCUGCCCUGUACACUUUCUCCUUCACAGGACUGUAGGGAAUUUGAAAUACAGUGGUACCGUAAGAAGGAUAGGGACAAUCCAGUUCUGCUGUAUAAAGAUCUGAAGGUGCAGGAGAACUAUGGAGAUCCUCAGUACAGAGGAAGAGUGUCUCUGGUUGGAGAUCUGAAGAAAGGAAACGUCUCUCUGAAACUGGAGAACCUCACACUAGCAGACAGAGGAGAAUACGUGUGCUUUGUUGACAGGACUAAAUGGUAUGACCAGGCCAGUGUAUUCAUCACUGUUCCAGUGGUUGGAUCCCCUCCUCUCCAAUCAUUGACUGAAGUUGGAGACCAGGUGAAUGUUACCUGUGAAUCAGAUGGAUGGUCACCAAAGCCCACCCUCACCUGGAGAGACAGAAGUGGUAAAGAACUCUGGAACAGUCCUAAGUAUUACACACAAGAUUCUGAAGGGUUGGUGAGUGUGAGAUCUUGGCUGAUGUUCUCUCCCUCAGACUCAGAGUGGAUCUCCUGUUCUGUGGGUUUAUCUGAUCAGGAGAUGAAAGAGGGAAGAGUUCUGAUACUCAAUUCUGUUUCUAAAACACUUCAGUCAGGAUGGAAAGCUGCUUUCCUCGUCUUACUGGUAAUCUUUGUGGUGGUAAUCAUCUUCCUCAUGAUUAAAGGUCAUGUUUGGCGAAAACCUUCAAAGCCCCCACAAACAGAUGAUGAAGCACCUCUUUUUGGUGAGUAA